Messenger RNA from Spodoptera exigua (beet armyworm), 3868 nucleotides. The record is from the annotation of a GenBank genome assembly. Lineage: Eukaryota; Metazoa; Arthropoda; Insecta; Lepidoptera; Noctuidae.
GUAGGCUCAUUGUAUUCAAAUCAAGUAUAUUUAAUGAAUUUUAACACAGUAUCAAGUUUUUAUUUAGAUCCUUUAAUUAGGUUUUUACACAAAUGCAUACAUGCGUAAGUAUAUGCUUUAUCAUCAUCAUAUCUUUAAGAUUUGAGAAUGGCUAGUUUUUGUCUUUGACAAAAAUCACUGCUGUACGAGUACAGUCCAUGGAUAGUAAAAAAAAUCAACAUGCUGUAUAUUGACAGCUGUUCCUCAUUGUCAACAUUGUGCUGUCACCGGUAGCUGUGUCAAUUACUGUCAAUAUCAAUGAUGCGGUGGAGGCUGAGAUUAGCAUGCCGUGUUUAAAUUGUACACAUAAUUUUAGUAUCGUAUGAGCACUGAUGAAAAUACUAAAUCAUGGGUGAGAUAAACAAGAGGCAAAAUGAUUGGGAUUCGGCAAAAGUUUCUCGUGAUCCGAUAAAAACGCUGGAGGACAAGUGGAAAUUAGUACCAUCCUUUUUACAAGUGAAAGGAUUAGUAAAACAGCAUAUUGAUUCAUUUAAUUAUUUUAUUAAUGUAGAAAUAAAGAAAAUUGUCCAAGCUAAUGAAAAAGUAUUUUGUGAUGCUGACCCAUUAUUUUACAUAAAAUACUUGAAUGCUUAUGUUGGGACACCGGAUUUAGAAGAAGGGUACAAUGUCACUAAACCAACUACUCCACAUGAGUGCAGACUCCGGGACAUGACAUACUCUGCACCAAUCACAGUGGACAUAGAAUACAUAAGAGGCAAUCAGAGGGUCAUAAAGAAUAAACAGUUAAUUGGAAGGAUGCCAUUGAUGUUGAGAUCUUCAAAUUGUGUGCUUACUAAUAAAUCCGAUUUUGAAUUAGCACAACUUAAUGAGUGUCCACAUGAUCCUGGUGGUUAUUUUAUCAUUAGAGGUCAAGAGAAAGUGAUUUUAAUUCAAGAACAGCUGUCCAGGAACCGUAUGAUUGUUGAUGAGUUCAAAGGAGCAAUUCAAUGUCAAGUUACUAGUUCAACACAUGAAAAGAAAACUAGAACUAACGUUAUUGUAAAAAAUGGAAAAUAUGUGUUGAGACACAAUGCCUUGUCUGAUGAUAUCCCCAUUGCAGUGGCAUUCAAAGCAAUGGGCAUCUGCAGUGACCAAGAAAUUAUGCAACUGAUUGGCACUGACGACACGUCAUUGAAAAAGAUGGCACCUUGUAUAAUGGAAUGUCAUAAUUUAAAAAUAUUUACUCAAAAUCAAGCUCUUUCUUAUAUUGGGGGCAAACUUAAAGUUAAAAGGUUUCAAUCAGGAUCUGCUAAAGCUCGUACUCCUGUGGACGAGGCUCGGGAUUUAUUAGCUACGACAAUUUUAGCUCAUGUUACUGUAGAAAACUAUAAUUUCUACGUUAAAGCUAUAUACCUCGCUAUAAUGGUGAAAAGAGUCAUUGAAGCUGAGACAAACAAAGCUGCUAUAGAUGAUCCUGACUAUUAUGGAAACAAAAGACUUGAGUUAGCCGGUUCCUUACUUGCUUUAAUGUUUGAAGACUUGUUCAAAAGAUUCAACUGGGAAUUAAAAUCAAUAGCAGAUAAAAUAAUACCUAAAGUCAAAGCAGCACCAUUUGAUGUUGUUAAGCAUAUGAGACCUGAUUUGAUUGCAAAUGGAUUGUUCGCUGCUAUUUCUUCUGGUAACUGGACAAUCAAAAGAUUUAAAAUGGAGAGGCAUGGCGUCACUCAAGUUUUGAGUCGUCUUAGUUACAUAUCAGCGUUGGGUAUGAUGACCAGGGUGAACUCUCAGUUUGAAAAGACUAGAAAAGUUUCGGGUCCUCGUUCCUUGCAGCCGUCACAGUGGGGUAUGUUGUGUCCAUCUGACACGCCUGAAGGUGAAGCCUGCGGUUUAGUGAAGAACUUAGCGCUGAUGACGCAUAUCACAACGGAGUGUUCCGAAGAACCCAUAGCUAGGUUAGCCCGUAAUGCCGGCGUUGAGGACGUUAGACUGUUAGGAGGCGAGGAAAUCAAUCAUCCAGCUGUCUAUAUGGUGUUUCUUAAUGGUAACAUAUUAGGUGUUUCAAGACAGUACAAAAGGCUCAUUAAAGUUUUUAGAAUGUUCCGAAGACGCGGACUGAUAUCGGCAUUCGUUUCAAUUUACCCUAAUCACAAUCAAAGAACUGUCUACAUAUGCAGUGAUGGUGGUAGACUUUGUAGACCGUAUAUCAUUGUUGAAAAAGGAAACCCGCUAGUACAGCAAUCUCAUAUAAAUGAACUAAAUAGGGGAAUCAGAAAAUUCCAAGACUUUUUGAAUGACGGUCUUAUUGAGUACUUAGAUGUGAAUGAAGAGAACGACAGUCAUAUAGCGGCAGUGGAACAAGACAUAGAUCCAUAUGUCACCACACAUUUAGAAAUCGAGCCAUUUACUAUUCUUGGUGUCUGUGCCGGUCUAGUCCCGUACCCGCAUCACAAUCAGAGUCCUAGGAAUACAUACCAAUGUGCUAUGGGUAAACAAGCAAUGGGCACAAUUGGUUAUAAUCAGAAAAAUCGUAUAGACACAUUAAUGUAUAAUUUGGUGUAUCCGCAAUGUCCAAUGGUUAAGACAAGAACAAUAGAGUUGACUAAUUUUGAUAAACUACCAGCUGGACAGAACGCCACUGUCGCGGUCAUGAGCUACAGUGGAUACGAUAUUGAGGACGCGUUGAUACUCAACAGAGCGUCUAUAGACCGCGGGUAUGGCCGGUGUCUUAUUUAUAAAAGUGCCAAAACUACAAUGAAGAGGUAUAGCAAUCAAACCUCUGAUAGAAUUUUGGGGCCAUCUAGAGAUGCGACUACAGGAAAAGUUAUUAGAGCACAUGAAGUUCUUGACACAGAUGGUAUAGCUGCACCUGGCGAAAUGGUGGAAAAUAGACAAGUGUUAAUAAACAAGCAGAUGCCGCCAGCGACAUUGAACCCUGUGACCCAAGGCCAGCCUCAGCAAGUGGACUACAAGGAUGUGCCUAUCACAUAUAAGGGACCUGUCGAAUCCUACAUAGAAAAAGUAAUGGUGUCUUCAAACUCGGAGGAUGCUUUUCUUAUUAAAAUAUUGCUCCGUCAGACACGUGUUCCGGAAAUAGGAGACAAAUUUAGUUCCCGUCACGGUCAGAAAGGUGUGACGGGUUUAAUUGUACAGCAAGAAGAUAUGCCCUUUAACGACAGAGGCAUUUGUCCCGAUAUGAUCAUGAACCCUCAUGGUUUUCCAUCUAGAAUGACAGUAGGAAAAACUAUCGAAUUGUUGGCGGGUAAAGCUGGGUUGAUGGAAGGGAAAUUUCAUUACGGAACGGCGUUUGGUGGUUCAAAGGUUCGUGAUGUUUGCCAGGAACUUGAGAAACAUGGCUAUAACUAUCAUGGCAAAGAUAUAUUUUAUUCUGGAGUCACGGGAGAAACAUUGGAGGCUUAUAUUUAUUCGGGUCCUGUGUACUAUCAAAAGCUGAAACAUAUGGUGCAAGAUAAAAUGCACGCCAGAGCCCGCGGUCCACGUGCAGUUCUCACACGUCAGCCAACGGAAGGACGAUCUCGAGACGGUGGUCUGCGUCUUGGGGAAAUGGAACGUGAUUGCCUCAUUGGCUAUGGUGCAAGUAUGUUGCUGAUGGAACGUCUGAUGCUGGCGUCGGACGCGUUCAGCGCGGAUAUAUGCGGUGCGUGUGGCCGUCUGGCCAGUCGUGCCUGGUGCCACGCCUGUCACUCCUCGGCCGCAGUCUCCAGCGUCGAAAUGCCCUAUGCCUGCAAGCUUCUCUUCCAAGAGCUAGCCUCCAUGAAUAUUGUGCCUAAGCUUACUCUCAAGAAAUAUUGUUAGUUUACUUAGCUUUACCUGUGCGAUUGUUAUUUGUUUAAUACUAUCAAAGAUAUGUAAGGCCCACUUAAUAAAAAAA